This is a messenger RNA of Cooperia oncophora, 840 nucleotides long. The record is from the annotation of a GenBank genome assembly. Lineage: Eukaryota; Metazoa; Nematoda; Chromadorea; Rhabditida; Trichostrongylidae.
AUGUCAAGGGCUGUAACAUUCGAUGAUGAUGAUGAAGAGGCAAACAGAAAAGCACCGCUGAUAUUGACCAGGAAAACUAGCAACGGAUCAGUGAAGCGUGGUAUCCCACCAAGUCUGAAGCCAGCGGUGGAAGCAAGGUUACGGAGUCCUGAAGAGGAGUGGAUCAAGAACUCAUUCCUCCAUAUAAGUCCACGUGAUGUAUUGACUCUGAACCGCUCUGACAAUAAUGCUGACUACGUAGACAUAGUUGCUGUGCGCAAUGUCUCGCAAUCUCCGGUAAUGUUCAAGAUCAAGACAACAUCACCGGAGAAAUUCCGAGUUCGUCCUAGUACUGGGACCAUUGCAGCUGGAUCGACGGAUAUCAUCCGCGUCUACCUACAAAACGAGUACAAGAACUCCUGCUCGAAAGAGAAAUUCCUGCUUAUGGCGCUUGAAACAGAACACUGCAAUGUGGAAAUGUUUGGUGAACUCUGGAAGGCAGCGGACCAUGAGCGAAAGGUGGAGCAAAAGUUGAAGUGCAGAGUAAAUGAUGACGCUUCCAGUGAAGGAUCUAACACCGAAAGAGCAGCAAGGAAAACCAGCGUCAGUUCACAGCAAGAACAAAUCGAUCGGCUACGAACGCACUGUGAAUGGCUACAACGCUGUCAACGAAUGAUGAUGUUUGCCAUACUGGCACUGUUCUUUGCUUUAGUAGUCGUAUUACUGCACGAAAAAUCGAACCACAGUGCCCUGCAAACUGCAGUCGAUAUGUUGGCAAAGAAAAUUGACGUCACUGAAUGCAAGACAACUGUCAGCUCCAAGCCAGAGAUGCCACCAGUCACCUAUGAAGAAGACCUGUAA